UUCAUUGUAUAUGCCAUGUCCGGUUUCCUCUGUGCCUUCUGGAGAUCAGUCCUUCAGUUUCUGUGAGGUUUUUUUCUGCUGUUAUGUCAGCUAUUGAAAGUUUUAGUUAUCUUUUGAAAGCCACCUGGGUCUGCCUGCACUCUUGGGUUCAAACCCUCAUUCAGUCAUGAGAUCAAUCAGUAACAAGAUGUGGAUAUCACUGUGAACUCAAACCAUCUGGACCAGUUGUUUAUAAGACGUGUACAGUAUUAAGCCAUGCCGAGCUGAUGCCGAAGUAACAGCAGCUGGCAGUGGGAGUAUGUGAGGAUAGCCUCCUGAAUUUUUACCUACUUUGAGCCCACUGGUACUCUUCUCCGACGGCCGGGAGGACUUGGUUUUGGCGAUGGGGAGGAAGAAGAUUCAGAUCACCCGGAUUUUAGAUGAGAGGAACCGACAGGUGACUUUCAUGAAGAGAAAGUUUGGUCUGAUGAAGAAGGCCUAUGAGCUGAGUGUUCUGUGUGACUGUGAGAUCGCUCUCAUCAUCUUCAACAGCUCCAACAAGCUGUUUCAGUACGCCAGCACCGACAUGGACAAAGUCCUGCUGAAGUACACCGAGUACAACGAGCCCCACGAGAGCAGGACCAACUCAGACAUUUUAGAGGCUCUGUAUAAGAAGGAGCACCGAGCUUGUGACAGUCCCGACGCUGAGGCCUCCUACGUCCUCCCACCGAGCACAGAGGAGAAAUACAAAAAGAUCAACGAGGAGUUCGACAACAUGAUGAAGAGUCAUAAAAUUUCCACAGGUCAGCCGCAGCAGCACUUCAUGCACUCAGCACCAGGCAGCACAGCCUACUGCCCUGGUGCAGGAGGAGGAGGAGGAGGAGGAGGAAGGGGAGGAGUGACCUCCCAGGCUUUAGCUGCAGCAACAGCAGUUCUGGCUGACAGCGGGCUCCUCUCCUCUCCUCACACAUACACCCACAGAAACUCCUCACAAAGACUUCUCAACACUGGAAGCGCAGGUGGCCUGCAGGACAGUUCUAAUCUGGCUCUGCACAAUGGAUCUGGAGCAGCUGUGAAUGGAUUUGUGGGUCUGAGUGCUGGAAGCAGCCUGGGGAAGAUUUUGCCACCAAAAUCUCCUCCUCUUCCUCUCCUCCAUCAGGGGAACAGCUUGGUCCACGGCAGCCGAAAAGCCGACCUCCGAGUGCUCGUCCCUCACUCCAAAGGAACGAUGCUGAGUAACCAGAGGCUGAGCAGCCCUCAGUCCACUCAGCCUCUGUCCACACCUGUGGUCUCCAUCACCACACCAAGUCUGCCUCACCAGAGUCUGGCCUACUCCAGCAUCAACUCUGCCUACAGCAACGAUUACUCCCUGAGUAGCGCAGAGAUGUCAGGCUUCAGCUCUGCCUCCUCUCUCGGCUCCAUGGCACCAUGGGAGCAGCACCAGCUCGGCUCUUUAGGGUCAGGAAGCUCUAAUCUCACCAUCAACUCAAACCACAACAUCAACAUCAAAGCUGAGCCCAUCUCACCACCACGCGACCACCUCAGCCAGCCAUACGCGAAGCAUCCACACGCUCCUCCUCAUCCUUCCUCCUCAUCCUCGCGAGCAGAGACAGGCAGGUCCCCUGCAGACAGCGUCAACUCGUCCUGCGGCUCCCACGAGGACGGCAGCGACCGGGAAGAGCAGCAGCAGCAGCGACGCCCAGACCUCCACUCGCUCCCUGCGGGCCGGUUAGAGGGCCGGGAGAGUCCGACCGUAAAACGAAUGCGAAUGGACAGCUGGGUGACAUAAAACCUGACGUCCUAAAAAUCCAUUAAUAAAGAAAUGAAUAAAAGGAAUCAGGACAAACRCAGCAGGGACUCUUUAUGCAAAUAAAUUUGUCAAAAGUAUCCAUCUUUUAAAAAUUCAUCUUUAAAUUAUGUGUUUUCUUUAUGUUUUCAUUGCUUUCAGUUUUGUUGAAGCAGAUUUGCUCAACAAAUUCAGCUCUUGUGUUUCAGGUUAAACCAGAGAGGAGCUCAUGGAUGUUUUCCCCACUGUGUGUCAACCAACUCAUUUCUGAACCUCUCAGGGUGAAAAACAAUAAAAAAAACUACAGCUAAAAGCAAUACUCCAUCCACAUCA
Austrofundulus limnaeus is the source of this 2098-nucleotide messenger RNA. RefSeq names its product myocyte-specific enhancer factor 2A. The record is from RefSeq and is a predicted model, not a curated record. The transcript is spliced from 10 exons. Gene Ontology annotation, molecular function: DNA-binding transcription factor activity, RNA polymerase II-specific; RNA polymerase II cis-regulatory region sequence-specific DNA binding; protein dimerization activity. The coding region runs from base 383 to 1768 and encodes 461 amino acids. Gene Ontology annotation, biological process: positive regulation of transcription by RNA polymerase II; cell differentiation. NCBI's taxonomy places the organism in Eukaryota, Metazoa, Chordata, Actinopteri, Cyprinodontiformes, Rivulidae.